AUGCCCAUCGAUUUUGGUAGUUCAAAAAAUGAAACAGAACUUGCUUGUCAAUUAUUUCCACAAAAACUUAAUAAUGGCUAUUUAGUUUAUAACAAAUUAAGAGAUUUAUCAGUAUCAAGUGCUAAAUGUAAGAAAUUUACUCAUCAUGAAUCCAAGAUAUGUGAAGAAUGCAACAAGUUAAAGAAUAAUUCACAUUUUCGUGAUGCAAUUAGCACAACAUGUGCAACCGAAAAAACUUUUAAAUAUACUACAAAAUUACAUCUUCAAGAUAAUAGAUUGGUUCAACUCUUAGGUAAUAAUAAAUUAAAAGCUUUGUAUAGAGAUACAAUUGAAAAUUCAAAUGAAAGUCAAAUGUGGUCAAAAUUAUCUGAAUAUGGAAAAAAAGAUGCAUUUAAAACAGAUAAAACAUUUAGUGAAUUAGUAGAAUUAAUACUUCAAAUAAAAGAAAUUCAAGAACGUAGAAAAAGUAAAAGAGAAUUGCGAUAUUCUAAACAUCUUUACUACUUUUUUAGUUUAUUAUCAGAUAGUAGUCAGGAAUAUAGUAUAUUUCACAAAAUGUUAGGUGUUGAGAUGUAUAUCGGAUCAACUUUAAAUAUUGAAGAUACAAAUAUAUUAACAUAUGAAGAUAUACAUUUAAAAAUUAAAGAAAUUCAAAAUAAUAAUCUUGUUGCAUCACAAGUAAGAUGCAUUGUUUUAAAGAUUCUUAUUAGCAAAAUUCCUCCAGUUGUUAUUGCUUUGUUACCAACAAAAGGUGCAGAUAGUGCAAUUACUGAAUUUAAUGCACAGACAUUACUUAUACAAGGUAGCGAUAUACAAGAAUUUAUUGUAUAUGAAAAUAUGAUUUACAAUAUACAUUUUCAAGCUCCUAUUUAUUCUGGAAAACCUAUAAUUCAUAUUCAAGAUCCCAAGCAUGCUAAAAAAAAUAGUAGAAAUGCAAUUCAUAGUGGAGCACAACAUGAUACAGAAGCACUUAAACACUUAUUUGGAAUUGCAAGACAAUUGAUGCCAGACUUUUCUUAUUAUGAAUUAUAUAAGAUAUUAAAUCAAGUACAACAUAGAGAUAAUAUUUUACAUAGUGAAAAUAUCUUAGAUACUCAAGAAAAAAAGUUUGCAUCAGGUUACAUUUUUGACUUUAAUACUUCUAUUUUAGAAAUAGAUAUUGAUAAGUUGCGGAAUUGGCCAUCAAAUGAUGAAAUAAAUGAUGCUAUAAGAAUUGUAUAUAAAAAUGCAAAUUCAUUUUCAAAUCUUCUUAAUAUUAAAAUAUUUCAAAUUCAAACUAUUAAUCAAGCUGCAGAUGAGUUAAAGAGAAUUUCGCAAUUAGAUGAUGCUCUUAAUAUUUGUUUUGAAAUCAAUAAUGAUGAUACUUCAAAAGAUUUAAAUAAUGAAUUAAAUUAUGAAUUUGUACAAGAUUUAUUAGAAGUUAAUAUUACCGUAGUUGAAAAUUUUAUAGAAAAAACUGAAAUUAAUUAUAUAAAUAAUAAUUCAUAUUCGAAAGUUUUGCAGGAAUUAGAUUAUAAGUAUGAAGAAAAAAUAUUUAGAGAUAAUGGAAGUUGUGAUAUUUUUUUAAUAUUGGAGUUACAAAAAUCUUAUGAGGCAUUUUCUUGUUUAAUUGUUCUU
Molecule: messenger RNA, 1617 nt
Organism: Dentiscutata erythropus
Lineage: Eukaryota; Fungi; Glomeromycota; Glomeromycetes; Diversisporales; Gigasporaceae
Source: the annotation of a GenBank genome assembly